UAACUUAGUUGAUAAGCUCUACAAUGUGACAAAGAGAAAGUGAUGCUCAACGAAAUGCCUCUCAUAUUUAAAUGGAGACUCACAUGGAAUGCUGUUACUCAAAACAAGCUGCCACACAACGAUUUAGUUUCUAAUCUGAACUUUACUUAAGCGGUACCGGCAGCCCCGUAGCGUAUAAUAAAUUGAAAGAGCUCGUGUUAAACAUGUUCUAAUUUAAAAGCGCACACAAAACUGAUAAGAUUUUAUAUACAUGCACAUGCGCCGAUAACACAAAAAAAAUAAGAACUAGAAGCAUCUUACUACAAAUCAACACUACGUUCAAUCAGCUCUAUAAAUAGUGCUUGUUCACUUAUCAAGGAGUUUUUGUUCAUAGAUUAUAGACGCUAAAAUGGCAACGAACUACAAGAGUCUAAUACGUUUGCUAGUAGUCACAAGCUGUGUGGCAACAGCCUAUGCAGUAUCCAGUACAUGGGGAAAUAUUUCAAACUCAGCUCAACUUUUACAUGCUGAAAACGUGGCAAACGCAUCGUCUCCGGGACGAUAUGUUAACCAUGAGAUUAAAUAUCCGAAAAACGGCAUUGGUAACGGGAGAAUCAUUACGGGAAUACGGGCGUUCGACCAGGUGACGAAUAGCACGGGUGGACAUGCUACAAUUUACUCUGGAGGUCCCGGUUUCAACUUUGUACACAUCAAGCUUCAAUCUCAGUACAACUAUGGCCUUAUAUUUCGAGUUGAAAUUUACGGAAAAUAAAACUAGUAUCCAAAUUGAUUAUAGCCCAUAAGUAAAUAAAUAACAAAACGCGUAAAAUAAAAUAGUAAGGAAUCUUGAAAAAAAAAUCUUUUGUUUCUUUUAUCAUGACCCAUUAAAAUAAGGAUUCUUUUUGCGCAAGAAUCACAGUACAAUACAACUACACAGAGUCAUUUUACAGAUAGUCAUUUCAUAAUUAUCCUUUUUUUAUUGACUGUAAUGUAAUAUGUACAUACUAUAUAAGAACAUUUCUGCCAAUUGUCAUAUAAUU
This is a messenger RNA of Drosophila miranda, 1019 nucleotides long. RefSeq names its product probable salivary secreted peptide. The transcript is spliced from 2 exons. The record is from RefSeq and is a predicted model, not a curated record. NCBI's taxonomy places the organism in Eukaryota, Metazoa, Arthropoda, Insecta, Diptera, Drosophilidae. The coding region runs from base 389 to 751 and encodes 120 amino acids.